This is a messenger RNA of Suillus bovinus, 678 nucleotides long. RefSeq lists its product as uncharacterized. NCBI's taxonomy places the organism in Eukaryota, Fungi, Basidiomycota, Agaricomycetes, Boletales, Suillaceae. Bases 1 to 678 code for a protein of 225 amino acids. The record is from RefSeq and is a predicted model, not a curated record. The transcript is spliced from 2 exons.
AUGUCAAAAUGCUCCAAGUACAAUCAUUGUAAACCAUCCAAGAAGCGCUCUGCAGCUCAGAUGCAAGUCACUGCACUGAUGAAGUCCCACACAACUUACCAACAUGCACAAAACAAGGAGAAUAUUGCUCCUCUGGCGACAACUUCUUCCUCUGCAUCUACAAUAUCAAAUACACAGCUCGAACGAGAGAAGAAGCGCAAGAAUACCUCCCAGAGCCGCUAUAGGAACAAGAAACGAUGUCACGAACGUACAAAAUCUCGCACCAACAAACUCCAGUCACAUUUGGAUGAAGCACGAGCAUCCAUGACCGAAGCAUCCUUGCAAGUGGUACACCAGAACCGCGAGAUUAAUGCGAAGAGGAAGAAACAUCGUGAAGCAUCAUCAGCCAAACUCGCAGCUGUUGUACCUCGUGUAACGCCAGAUGAAAUUGCGAAGAUGCGUGUCGUCGACGUCGACUUGCAGAUUCGGUGGCAUCGUCAGUUUGACAUGGAAGUGCCUGCAGCCAAGCGUCUGAAAGGGAAGAAUGGACCGCAAAAGAAGGCUAUUUUGACAGCUGCUGUGGGCCGGUAUGUCUGUGGUGGGGUCAGACCCAAGAUCCAGGACGAGAAUGUGAUGGAUGGGCAACAGGAGGAUGCACAGUGUGCAAUGGGGGACUCUGAUGACGAAGAAGGCUUGUAG